AUGUCUGGGCUCAAACAGGAUUAUCUGAUUCACCAUCGGAUCCGGCCCGCAUUGUCUGCCGACGCCGAAGGCCGCUUACCAGAAAAACUUCCGUCCAUCUUUGCCGACGCACUUGCCUUGACGCGCGCGUUAAACUAUCGCUACCUGUGGAUUGACCGCCUCUGUCUUCAGCCGUCCUUGACGCUGAUCAUCGCAGCUGACCAAGACACCCUUGGCGGAAUCCCUGGCGUCAGCAUCCCCCGGGGCGAUCAACUGUCCUUGAAUUUGAAGACGGCACUAUACACGACAACUCUGACGCGGCCCGAUCUCGAGGUCGCAUCUUCCAAAUGGGACUCUCGCGCCUGGACCUUUCAGGAAGGGCUGCUCUCUCGCCGCCGCCUCAUCUUUACUCCUUCGCAGAUGUAUUUCCAGUGCCGCGCUCUCCACUUUCACGAAAGCAUUUCGCUGCCUUUGCGACUUGCUCCCGAUUUCAAGCUUGGCCGGGUGUUUCCUGCCGGCGACGGAUGCCCCAAGCAGCCCGGCCGAUUCCAGGCCCUGAUCAGAGCCUACCUGUGCCGCGACUUGACCGACAAUGAAGAGAGGCUCGACGCCUUCCAGGCUUUGCUCGGGGAAAACGAUGGCAGGGACGGCCUCCGGGCGGCGCAUUUCCUUGGACUGCCGCUGUUCCAUCCAGACGUUUUUCUAGCGACCGGCGUGGUGAGCGAGACGGAUCGACUGGCCGCUAGCCUAGGGUGGAUUUGCGACUGGGCGACGAGCUCUAAAACGCCGACACCGCCGUCCUGCUACGCAAACAACUCAUAUCCGUCUUGGACAUGGCUGGCAUGGAACCUUGGAAGCGGGCACACCAUGGCGGAUAACAUGUUCUCCUUCAACCUGGUGGGAGACACAUCCCCGAUCCUCAACGGCGUCUCCGCUCCCCCCGCGAUGGAGAUAUCGGUAGGAUAUAAGGAUCAAACGGUUCUGUCUUGGGAAGUUGACCGCGACGCCAUAUCCCAAAAGAGCGGGGUCGCGACGUUUCUGCGCCUCAGGACGUUUUGCUUCGAUUUAGACGUCUCUGUCGACCAGCAGAGCAACCUGGUGACUAUGCAAGACGCGGCCCUGUCCAACGGAAACAGACUGGUCAUAGAAGCAAUGGUCAAGGCAGCUGUGCCGCGAGAUUCAGGCCCGAAAAAGCACGAGCGUCCCACGCAGGCGUACCGGCUGGUCGGUGUGUGCUCGUGUCAGGCAGAAACUGGAGCCGGAGCUCCGAGUGCGCCGCCACGGCCAUGA
Ustilaginoidea virens is the source of this 1269-nucleotide messenger RNA. RefSeq lists its product as uncharacterized. The record is from RefSeq and is a predicted model, not a curated record. The transcript is spliced from 2 exons. Lineage: Eukaryota; Fungi; Ascomycota; Sordariomycetes; Hypocreales; Clavicipitaceae. Bases 1 to 1269 code for a protein of 422 amino acids.